This is a messenger RNA of Colossoma macropomum (tambaqui), 1850 nucleotides long. RefSeq names its product caspase-3-like. The coding region runs from base 130 to 1002 and encodes 290 amino acids. Gene Ontology annotation, cellular component: cytoplasm. The record is from RefSeq and is a predicted model, not a curated record. The transcript has 7 exons. Gene Ontology annotation, biological process: apoptotic process; neuron differentiation; proteolysis. Lineage: Eukaryota; Metazoa; Chordata; Actinopteri; Characiformes; Serrasalmidae.
UGUUGCUCUGGGUGAAGAGCCCACUGCACACAGGUUACAGCCGUUUUACCAGUUUUACACCUCAAACAGCGGGAAACUUCAGGCUUUCGCUUCGCGCCUCGUACAGCACUUUGUGUUCUUGUGUAGGUCAUGUCUGACACGGACAAUGGUGGCACAAAUGCAGAUGGAGGUGACAGUGUGGACGCCAAAGGAUUCAGCCUGAAAGGUCUGUUCAGGUCUGACAAAGAAUCUGUUCAAGCCAAAGAAGUCAAAGACAAACAACCUCCUGACUUGUACAGAUACCGCAUGGACUACCCUAAACUUGGGAAAUGUAUCAUCAUCAACAACAAGAAUUUUAACCACAACACAGGGAUGAGGGACCGGGCUGGAACAGAUGUGGAUGCAGCAAAAGUGGUGAAAGUCUUCAGAGAGCUGGGUUUCAGUACUUCAGUCCAAACCAACCGAACUGUUUCACAAAUGUGGGAGAUUUUAAUAAAAGCAUCCAAGGAGGACCACAGCCAGUCAGCCAUGUUUAUCUGUGUGCUACUGAGUCAUGGGGAUGAAGGAGUGAUCUAUGGCACCGAUGGAUGCGUGGAACUGAAGGAGCUAACGAGACUCUUCAGAGGAAACCAGUGUAAAUCUCUAGCUGGCAAACCUAAACUCUUCUUCAUACAGGCGUGUCGUGGAACAGAGCUGGACCCUGGCAUCGAGACUGACAGUAGUCCUGAUUCAGAGGGCAUAAAAAGGAUUCCUGUUGAAGCGGAUUUCUUGUAUGCGUACUCCACUGCCCCAGGUUAUUAUGCUUGGAGAAACGCAACUAACGGUUCAUGGUUCAUAUCAGCCCUUUGUGAGAUAAUGGAAAAACAUGGCAGAGAGCUGGAGAUUAUGCAGAUCAUGACACGUGUGAACCACAAAGUGGCGCUGGAGUUCCAGUCUUCCUGCAGCCUUCCGGGGUUUAAUGCUAUGAAACAAAUACCAUGCAUUAUGUCCACACUGACCAAAGAACUGUACUUUCCAAAGUGACUGAGUUUCAAUGAAAUUAAAUUAGGUCUAGGAGAGGAGUUUGGUUGGCACGCACUACAUAGUGGACCAAACAGGGGCCAUUCUACUCUCUCUGCCCUCUAACCUCUGACCAAACUCAGAGUCUCUUCACCUUAUAUCAUGACCAAACUGUUAUUGUUAUAAUCCAAGAGCUGCCCAUUCUGACCAGAAGUAACCAUUUGUGGAAGAAAUUCCCCAACAUGGAAGAGUCCUAUCAAAUAAAGAUGCUAAUAAGAACUGUCCCUUUGAGGUGGAAUAAGGCAGCUCCUCAAAAAGGCAUAAAUUUUUUUUUAACUCUACAGCAGGAACUUUUCAAUUGUUUACCAUAUCCAUAAUCAAUAGAAAGUGGAUCACGUUGAUUAAAUCAAACAUUAAUUAAGUUGUAUCUCUGAUUGUCUCUAAAAUGUGUCACAUCUCCAACAUGACACUAUAAUAUUUUCUUAUGAAUAUAAAUCAUUCCAUGAUCAUCCAAUGGGUUGGUGGCUUUAGACUCCCAGUAAGAUACGUGAAAUGGAGCUGGUUCAUAAAAAAUACAGUGUCCAAUGCCAGAGUGUUCUGAGAAAAAAACUAUUGGUCACGUGAUUGUCGAUUGCUUUGAAACAAAAGAUACUUGUUAAUUCAAAUAAAUCAAUUUUGUAAUAAAAGAAUUAUAUUUUGCAUAUGUAUUUGCAUAAUAAUAUAUCAAAUAUGGGUAACAAGAGCAAAAAUGUCAAUAGAAAAUGUUUUUAUUCCUUCUGAAAAAGUCAUUAAACAAUGUAUAGUAAAGUUGAAAUGAAAACAAAAAUAUGAAAUUACAAGGAAAAAUAUUACAUUUUAAUAUAGAACAUUUC